Prunus dulcis (almond) is the source of this 6697-nucleotide messenger RNA. RefSeq names its product endoribonuclease Dicer homolog 1. NCBI's taxonomy places the organism in Eukaryota, Viridiplantae, Streptophyta, Magnoliopsida, Rosales, Rosaceae. The coding region runs from base 537 to 6449 and encodes 1970 amino acids. Gene Ontology annotation, cellular component: nucleus; cytoplasm. Gene Ontology annotation, biological process: siRNA processing. The record is from RefSeq and is a predicted model, not a curated record. Gene Ontology annotation, molecular function: ATP binding; RNA binding; protein binding. The transcript is spliced from 20 exons.
UUUGGCUUUGGCUACUGUCCUCUCUCUCUCUCUCUCCUCUCUGCUCCAUUUCUCUCUCUAAAUCUGAAAGCAGAGCAAAGAAUCGAGAGCGAGAGAGCAUGGAGCGAGCGUGAGUGUUUAUGGUCUCUGGUCAAAGAAGGAAGAAGAGAGAUAGAGAGAGCAUAAUAGGCGUAGAUAGACCGUGGAAUCUCAGAAAGAAGAAAAAAAAAUUCCCAAAAUCCAAAAAAAAAAAUCGAAAACAAGAACAAAAAUUGGUCAUGGUCUUAAUUAGGGUUCCUUUUAAAACAAACCCAUCUUCUUCAUCAUUCAUUCUGCGUCUCCGUACGGUCUAUCCACUCCUCUCUUACUCUCCCUCUCUCUCUAACACUUUUUAUCUUUCAAUUUCAAUUUCAAUUUAAUUGUUGUUGUUAUUGCUAAUGGGAUUGAGCUUUUCAUAGAUUUAUAUACAAUUUUACUAUAUAGAUUGCUAUACUUAUAGAUACUGAUUAUAGUCUGAUAGAUAUAGCUUUAGUAGAUAGUAGAGCUGUGAGCUUAUAAUGGAGGAGGAGGCUAGGGUUUCAGGGAACACUGGGACUGGGAAUGGCUCGGAGGCCAUUCGAGAUUCCUCCUACUGGCUCGAUGCUUGUGAGGACAUAUCAUGUGAUGUAAUUGGUGAUUUGGUUGAUUUCUGCGACGCUCCAGUUGGUGGUCCUCCGGUGUUGGCCAACGGCAAUGACUGCAGCCAGGAGGAAGAUGGUCUGGUGAGCGAUUUUUUCGGGGGAAUUGAUCACAUUCUUGACAGUAUCAAGAGCGGAGCUGGCCUCCCCGGCGUGAUUGAUCCGAAUUCGAAUGCCAAUGCCAAUGGUGUUAUUGGCAAUGCUGCUGUGGAGGGUUGCUUUCAGAUGGAGGCAUCUGGGGUUUCGAAGACGGUGGAAGUUAAUGGCUCGGUUGGGCUCAAUGGUGAAACCGGUGGGAGGAAUUUGGAUAUUGCUAAUGGAGACACUAAGGGUGAUCGAAAUGGUUAUCAUAAGUAUGAGAAGGGUAGGGGCAAUGGGGUUGUGAGGAGGAGAGAGAUGAAUGGUGAAGAGAGAUGUCCCAAGAGGGUUGCUUUGGAUGAUGGCAGGAAUGAGAAGUAUUAUGCUUCAGGCAGAAUGCAACAUCACAUGAGGGAGAAUAGUUAUAGUAGGAAGAGGCCUCGUGAUUCAGAGGAUAUUGAUUGGAGGGAUAGAGAUAGAGAUAGGGAUAGAGAUCGGACUAGGAGAAGAGAGAAUUAUGGUAGUAAUAAUAGGAGGGAAGGUGGUAGAGAUAGGGAGGCAAAGGGUUAUUGGGAGAGGGAUAAGUUGGGAACGAAUGAUAUUGUUUUUCGAAUAGGGCCUUACGAACCUGAUCAUAACAAAGAAGGGAAGAUUACUGAUGUCAAAAACCAGGAAUGCAAUGGGAAGGUUGAGAAGAAACCCGAAGAGGUUAAAGAAAAAAUUCCUGAGGAGAGAGCCAGGCAGUAUCAAUUGGAUGUUCUUGAACAGGCGAAGAAGAGAAAUACAAUAGCUUUUCUUGAAACAGGGGCGGGAAAGACGCUCAUUGCUGUUCUCCUCAUCCAAAGUAUUUGCAAUGAUAUGCAAAGGCAGAACAAGAAGAUGCUCUCUGUAUUUUUAGUUCCUAAAGUUCCCCUUGUUUAUCAGCAAGCAGAAGCUAUUCGUGAGCGAACUGGUUACGAAGUGGGCCAUUAUUGUGGUGAGAUGGGUCAAGAUUUCUGGGACACCCGAAGAUGGCAGCGUGAGUUCGACACAAAACAGGUUCUGGUAAUGACAGCCCAAAUUCUGUUGAACAUUCUGAGGCACAGCAUUAUAAAAAUGGAAUCAAUCAAUCUCUUGAUUCUGGAUGAGUGUCAUCACGCUGUGAAGAAACAUCCAUAUUCUUUAGUGAUGUCUGAGUUCUAUCACACAACCCCAAAGGAGAAGAGACCGGCUGUAUUUGGAAUGACUGCUUCUCCUGUCAACUUAAAGGGUGUUUCCAGCCAAGUAGAUUGCGCAAUAAAGAUUCGUAAUCUCGAAAGUAAACUAGAUUCCAUCGUUUGUACCAUAAAAGACCGUAAGGAGCUUGAAAAGCAUGUUCCAACGCCCUCCGAAAUUGUGGUGCAGUAUGACAAAGCAGCCAGCUUAUGGUCCCUUCAUGAGCAGCUAAAACAAAUGGAAGGGGAAGUUGAAGAAGCUGCAAAGUCUAGCUCUAGAAAAAGUAAAUGGCAGUUUAUGGGAGCUAGAGAUGCUGGGGCUAAGGAAGAGCUGCGCCAAGUUUAUGGUGUUUCCGAAAGAACAGAAAGUGAUGGGGCUGUGAACUUAAUUCAAAAGUUGAGGGCUAUCAAUUAUGCACUCGGUGAACUGGGUCAAUGGUGUGCUUACAAGGUUGCACAAUCUUUCUUGACAGCUCUGCAAAAUGAUGAGAGGGCAAACUACCAGCUUGAUGUCAAGUUUCAGGAAUCCUACCUGAGUAAAGUUGUAUCUCUCUUACAAUGUCAUCUAUCGGAGGGAGCUGUUUCUGACAAGGAAGCAAAAGUGGCAGAUUCGGAAAGUGUCAUUUGUUGCGAUGAAAAUGACCCUGAUGAAAUAGAAGAAGGAGAGCUACCUGAUAGCCAUGUUGUCUCUGGUGGGGAGCAUGUAGAUGUGGUAAUAGGAGCUGCUGUAGCUGAUGGGAAGGUGACUCCAAAAGUGCAGUCACUGAUUAAAGUACUUCUCAAGUAUCAGCAUACAGAAGAUUUUCGUGCAAUCAUCUUUGUGGAGCGAGUUGUGUCUGCUUUAGUCCUUCCUAAGGUAUUUGCAGAACUUCCUUCUUUAGGUUUUAUUGAGUGUGCAAGCUUGAUUGGGCACAACAAUAGUCAGGAAAUGCGAAGUUGCCAAAUGCAGGAUACUAUUGCCAAAUUCCGGGAUGGUCGUGUCACAUUAUUAGUUGCCACUAGUGUUGCUGAGGAAGGACUUGAUAUUCGGCAGUGCAAUGUUGUUAUUCGCUUUGACCUUGCAAAAACUGUUUUGGCUUACAUUCAGUCUAGGGGUCGUGCUAGAAAACCUGGGUCAGAUUACAUCUUGAUGGUGGAGAGGGGAAAUCUGUCGCAUGAAGCAUUCUUAAGGAAUGCCAGGAAUAGCGAGGAGACUUUACGGAAAGAAGCAAUAGAGAGAACUGACCUGAGUCAUCUGAAGGAUACUUCUAGGUUAAUUUCAGUGGAUACAACACCAGGUACAGUGUACCAGGUCGAGUCAACUGGUGCUGUUGUAAGCUUAAAUUCUGCUGUUGGGCUCAUACAUUUCUACUGCUCUCAGCUUCCCAGUGACAGGUAUUCAAUUCUUCGUCCCGAGUUUGUCAUGGUGAGGCAUGAGAAGCCAGGAGGUCCCACAGAAUAUUCAUGCAAACUUCAACUCCCUUGUAAUGCACCAUUUGAGACACUUGAGGGUCCCGUGUGCAGUUCAAUGCACCUUGCACAACAGGCUGUUUGUUUGGCUGCUUGCAAGAAACUCCAUGAAAUGGGAGCAUUUACCGACAUGCUCUUGCCAGACAAGGGAAGUGGGGAAGAAAAAGAACAGGUUGACCAGACUGAUGAAGGAGAUCCACUUCCUGGGACUGCUAGGCACAGAGAGUUCUAUCCUGAAGGCGUAGCUAAUAUUCUACAGGGAGAAUGGAUCUUAUCCAGAAGAGAUUUGGGCAGUGACUCCAAAUUGGUUCAUGUUUACAUGUAUGGUGUGAAAUGUGUAGACGUUGGCUCUUCAAAAGAUCCAUUCUUGACUCAAGUUUCGGAUUUUGCAGUUCUAGUAGGCAAAGAACUGGAUGCAGAGGUGUUAUCGAUGUAUAUGGAUCUAUUUAUCGCUCGAACCAUGACUACAAAGGUGUCCCUUGUCUUCAAGGGUUCAAUAGAUAUUACUGAAAGUCAGUUGGCAUCCCUUAAAAGUUUUCAUGUGAGAUUGAUGAGUAUUGUACUGGAUGUGGAUGUUGAACCUUCCACCACUCCUUGGGAUCCUGCAAAGGCUUAUUUGUUUGUUCCUGUGGUCGGUGAUAAGUUUGUAGAUCCUAUGAAAGAAAUUGAUUGGGAUCUGGUUGAAAAUAUAAAUGGUGCAGAUGCUUGGAACAAUCCCCUUCAAAGAGCUCGACCAGAUGUUUACCUUGGCACAAAUGAGCGUACACUAGGUGGAGACAGAAGGGAGUAUGGUUUUGGGAAAUUGCGUAAUGGCAUGGCUUUUGGGCAAAAAUCCCAUCCAACCUAUGGUAUCAGAGGUGCUGUGGCACGGUUUGAUGUUGUUAAAGCUUCUGGAUUGGUACCAGAUCGGGAUGCCCUUGAAAUGAGAAAGCGUAUGGAUUUGCCUAAAGGCAAGUUAAUUAUGGCAGAUACUUGUAGCAGUGUCAAAGACUUGGUAGGGAGGAUUGUGACAGCUGCUCACUCAGGAAAGAGGUUUUAUGUGGAUUCAAUAUGCUAUGAUAUGACUGCAGAAAACUCUUUCCCAAGGAAAGAAGGCUACCUUGGCCCUCUGGAGUACAGCUCAUACGCUGAUUAUUACAAGCAAAAGUAUGGAGUUGAGUUGGUUUAUAAACAACAACCUCUAAUAAGAGGACGCGGUGUCUCAUAUUGUAAGAAUCUCCUGUCUCCUCGAUUUGAACACAUGGAAGAACACAAUGGUGAAUCAGAAGAGACUCUUGACAAAACGUACUAUGUUUUCCUCCCUCCUGAGCUGUGUUUAGUACACCCACUGCCUGGAUCACUUGUCCGUGGAGCCCAGAGAUUGCCCUCGAUAAUGAGAAGGGUUGAAAGCAUGCUGCUUGCAGUUGAACUUAAAGAUAUAAUAAAUUAUCCUAUCCCUGCUUCAAAGAUCUUGGAAGCCUUGACAGCUGCUUCAUGCCAGGAGACGUUUUGCUAUGAAAGAGCAGAGCUUCUUGGUGAUGCUUACCUGAAAUGGGUUGUUAGUCGAUUUCUCUUUCUUAAAUACCCUCAGAAACAUGAGGGUCAGCUUACUAGGAUGAGGCAACAAAUGGUGAGUAACAUGGUUUUAUAUCAGUAUGCAUUGAAGAAAGGACUUCAAUCAUAUAUCCAAGCAGAUCGCUUUUCUCCAUCUCGGUGGGCUGCUCCUGGGGUCUUGCCUGUCUUUGAUGAGUAUACGAAGGAUGAAGAAUCAUCCUUGUUUGAUCACGAGGAUGGGCCUGUAGGUGAAAUCGAUCGCUCUGGUGAUGCAUAUGAGGAUGAUGAGCUAGAGGAUGGUGAGCUUGAGAGCGACUCAAGUUCUUAUAGAGUCCUCUCUAGCAAGACACUUGCAGAUGUUGUCGAAGCACUUAUUGGAGUUUAUUAUGUAGAAGGCGGGAAAAACGCUGCUAACCAUCUCAUGAAAUGGAUUGGAAUUGAGGUAGAGUUUAAUCCUGAUGGGGUAGGGAGCACUGCAAAGUCAUCUACCGUUCCAGAGAAUGUACUUAGGAGUGUCAACUUUGAUGCCUUAGAGGGUGCUUUGAAUAUCAAAUUUAAAGAUAGGGGCCUUUUGGUAGAAGCCAUUAGUCAUGCGUCCCGACCGUCUGCUGGAGUGUCCUGCUAUCAGCGAUUGGAGUUUGUUGGCGAUGCCGUCUUAGAUCAUCUCAUUACAAGGCAUUUGUUCUUCACAUACACAAAUCUGCCUCCAGGCAGGUUGACUGACCUGCGAGCUGCUGCUGUUAACAAUGAAAAUUUUGCACGUGUUGCUGUAAAACAUAAACUCCAUCUACACCUUCGGCAUGGGUCAAGUGCCCUUGAAAAACAGAUUCAUGACUUUGUGAAGGAAGUGCAAAAUGAAUUAUCAAAGCCAGGGUUCAACUCCUUUGGUUUGGGAGAUUGCAAAGCUCCAAAGGUUCUUGGGGACAUUUUUGAAUCUAUUGCGGGUGCCAUUUUUCUUGACAGCGGACGUGAUACUGCAGUCGUUUGGAAGGUCUUUCAACCUCUAUUGCACCCAAUGGUUACUCCAGAGACACUCCCAAUGCAUCCUGUGCGAGAGCUGCAAGAAAGAUGCCAGCAACAGGCUGAAGGCUUGGAAUACAAAGCCACUCGAAGUGGAAAUUUGGCUACUGUCGAAGUUUUCAUUGAUGGCAUCCAGAUGGGAAUUGCUCAGAAUCCGCAAAAGAAGAUGGCACAGAAACUGGCUGCUAGGAAUGCACUUGCUGCUUUGAAAGAUAAGGAAACAGCUGAAGCAAAAGAGAAGGAGGAGAAUGGGAAGAAGAAGAAGAAUGGUAGCCAAACAUUUACCCGACAAACCUUAAAUGACAUCUGCUUGCGAAAAAAUUGGCCCAUGCCAUUCUACCGGUGCGUGAAUGAAGGUGGCCCUGCACAUGCAAAGAGGUUCACGUUUGCAGUACGUGUGAAUACCACCGACAGGGGACAGACAGACGAAUGCGUGGGAGAGCCUAUGCCCAGUGUUAAGAAGGCCAAGGACUCGGCAGCAGUUCUUCUCUUGGAACUUUUAAAUAAGUUAUACUCGUGAUGGCAUUGAAGGGUGGUGUUUGCAACUCUAGCAUUGCUUUUGCUAUUUUACCAGAAGCAAGCUGUAACUUCAACCUGAUAUGCCAUAUUUUCUGUAUCUCAAGUGUUUAAAAUGAACUCAACACAUUACACGUGCAUGUCCAAUUGAACAAAAGGUAGCAAAUGUGAGCUGAUUUUUUGUAUCAACAACAAUUUUUCGUAUGGCUGUUAAAAUGACUUUGGUAUUUUAUACAUGUGAUUUUGCCUAUC